CGUGAAAUAUUGUACAUAGAGUCUGGCCAACGAAAGCUGACCACGAAUUAAUUUCUAAAGUUUUGAUAUGGCAAUAUUUUAGAACUGUCAAAAUUGUCCCAUUGACGUUUCUUAAUAAAGUCGGUUUGUUAUUUUAUUUCAUCCUAUUUUCAUUGGUUUUGUGUAAAAUAAUGCCGAAAACAAUCAAAAGUUCGACGAGAAAGCUUCUAUUUACUAUGAUUGACAAAUAUAAAGACCUACAAAGUGAUUUGAAUCAGAAAUUUGCAGAGAAAAUACGACGACUGGAUUCAAUCAUUUCACUUUUAGAUAAUAUUAACGGGGACAACGGCAACGAGGAAACAAAACUUACAAUUGCGGAAACAGUAAAGAAAUUGAAAACUCUCGAAAAUAAUGAAAUGUUUGCAAGUGAAACACAGUACUUAGAAAAAAUAUCUUCAAUGACAGGUUCACUACAUUAAUUAAAAAAUUAUAGAUUUAUCAGUCAACUUAUAAGAUCUAUGCUUUGAGAAAAAAAUGUCUUAAACCAAAUGUUUUUUUUUUGUUUUUUAUAUAUUAUUGGUCUUAUGGGUAUUAUGGUAUUAUUAUACUCUUACACAAUUUUUGUACUUGUUCUUUUCAGAUAUAAGUGUGAAGACCUUAAGAAGAAUUAAAAUUGAAGGGUCUAAAAAUCAAGGACAGUGGGAUACUCCAGGAAAAAAACGUCCACAUUCAGCAACAGUUUCUAAUUUGGAUAAUUUUGACAUUUCUGCUAUAAGAAACAAAAUAAACUCAUUUUAUGCAGUAAAAAAACAAGUCCCAACACUGAGAAGCCUGCACAAUGAACUGAAGGAAGCAAUUGGAUUUAUGGGAUGUCGUGAAACCCUUAGAAAUGUUUUACAUAAGAACGGAUUUGACUUCCAAAACAAUAAAAAUGAACGGGCUUUACUCACAGAAAAAUAUGAAAUUGCAGCAUGGAGACACAGAUUCUUGAGAACAAUACAUCAAAAGAGACUAGAAGGUAAACAGAUUAUUUACCUUGAUGAGACAUAUGUACAUCAGAACUAUAAAGUCAAAAAAUCGUGGCAAGGACCUUCAACAAGUGGUGUCACAACAAAAAUUUCAUCGGGUAAAAGGCAUAUCAUUGUGCAUGCGGGAUCGGAGGAAGGAUUCGUGCCAGGCGCAUUAUUGGUAUUUAGUACAAAAUCCAAAUCAGCUGACUACCAUGAUGAUAUGAAUUCUACCAACUUCAUGAAAUGGUUUGAAGAAAUGUUGCUACCAAAUCUCACAAAACCCAGCGUACUUGUGAUGGACAAUGCAAGUUAUCAUGUAAAACAAGUGAACAAACCCCCUACUAUGUCUGAUUCUAAAUCUAAUCUCCGUAUAUGGCUUCAAGAGAAUAAUAUUCAUUUUGAAGAAUAUCAUACGAAAUCAGAACUAAUGUGUCUAGUGAAAGAUAAUAAACCUGCAGUUAUUUACGAAGCAGAAGAAGCCCUAAAAAAAUACAGUCAUAUCUUGAAUCACGAAAUUUUGUUGCUGCCACCGUAUCAUUGCGACCUCAACGCCAUUGAGCUUGUAUGGAGUGAGGCAAAGAGAAAAGUGGCAAGUAGAAAUAUAGGUAUACCAGGGUCGGAAAUGCAAAAUUUAAUAAAAGAAUGUUUUGCAUCAAUAACGGCCAAUGACUGGAAGAAGUACACCGAUCAUGUACUUCAUGUUGAAGAGCAAUACAAAUUAAGGGAUCGUCUUAUUGAUACCGAACUUGAACCCUUCAUAAUAAAUGUUGGAGGCACUAGCAGUAGCAGUGAAGCCAAUUCUAUAAUAUCAGGUGUAGAGUACUUGGAAUCCGAUUUCAAUUAUGACUCCUAACUCCUUCAUUGUGUUGAUAUAGUUGUAUCGGUGCUAUCUAUUCCAUCGAAUAAACGUUUUGUAAUAA
This is a messenger RNA of Helicoverpa zea (corn earworm), 1909 nucleotides long. RefSeq lists its product as uncharacterized. NCBI's taxonomy places the organism in Eukaryota, Metazoa, Arthropoda, Insecta, Lepidoptera, Noctuidae. The transcript is spliced from 2 exons. Gene Ontology annotation, molecular function: nucleic acid binding. Bases 844 to 1842 code for a protein of 332 amino acids. The record is from RefSeq and is a predicted model, not a curated record.